AUUUUUUUUUUUAUUAUUCAAUUUUUAGUCGCUCCCAGACUAUCUUUGGAAUGUCGAGUGUCCACAGAUAUCUUGGAACUUCAUAUCUUUCCGCUCCCUCUGAAGAACCAUUACAUCAAUGUGAUGAAUGUGUCCGGAGAUUCUUUUCCAGACACAAGCUUUCUCGGCACUUGAGAAAUGUCCAUGGAGACAGAGUCUUCUGUUCUUAUUGCUAUUAUUCUGUACCAAGAACCAGGAAGUAUCAACUGAAACGACAUGAAAAAACUGUUCAUCAGAGUAACAGUAAAUGUAAACCAACCAUUGAAAACAAGAAACCUGCAGCCAUAGAACACUUACCUGAAACAACGGUGAGACCAACAGUUGGACCGCCCUCUCCUAUGUACUCUGAUAUUUCUUCUGUCACCUCAUUACACCAGGAGGACCCAUUGGAUUUGUCCGAGUGGGAUUUUUUAGGAUUGUCUUUCCCUGAGUUAAUGUCUUUCCAGGAUCCCAAGACCUCUGUUCCUGAAAAGCUUACAUGUAACUCACUGGCCACUCCUGAUAGGGUGUCUACACCUGAUUGUGCGCCUGUAGAGUCCUCAUCUCCCAUUCCUGUGAAAGUUCAUGUCCCUGCAGUCACCGCUCAAGAAUUAAGAGCCCUUGGAACCUGUUCCUCUGGACCUGAGUAAACCUUCUGCUGCCAGGAACAGGACCUGCUCUGAGGAACCUGUAGGACCUAUCCCACCUGUUGAUUGUUCCUUUACUUCAUCAAAUCCUUUCUUUUACUUCCUCGGUGCCCGGAGUCAUUAUUUAGAUGGAGAAGCUCCCCAAUUCCUUGCCAAGAUUACAGUAAAUGCAUCUACACAGACGGACACUUCAUCUUGAGAAAGUCUAUUUCAUAUCGUAUGUGUUAUUGAACUGUUGAUUUUAGCCAUUUUUAGGUUGUUGAACCGUUGGUAAGUUGAUUUGUUACAUAAAUUGUUAAUGGUUGUUAAUGUUAUAAAAAUUA
This is a messenger RNA of Saccostrea echinata, 988 nucleotides long. Its product is annotated as zinc finger protein PLAGL2-like. The transcript is spliced from 2 exons. The record is from RefSeq and is a predicted model, not a curated record. Lineage: Eukaryota; Metazoa; Mollusca; Bivalvia; Ostreida; Ostreidae. Bases 51 to 668 code for a protein of 205 amino acids.